GAAAAGACUGAAAAACUCUGAGCAGAGAGAAAUUUUACAGCAUUUUAAAUAUGAAGGAGCACAUAGACAAAUGGCAAUGCAGGCGGCUUCAGCUCCGCCUCUGCCACCUCCUUACAAUACAGAGGCUAAGGGACAAUUUCCCUUACGUUCUCCUGAAAUGGAUGGAGAAAUAACAGGAACUCUGACAGUACAGAUGUUUGAUAAAAAAGAUGCAACAUCAAAAAGUACAUCCCAAAAAACCGAAACCACACACACUGAACCCCAUUAUCAGAGAAGAGUUACAAUGAGAGAAGACAGGGGGUCAGAGGACAGCAUUAGGAAAGCCAUGGAACAAAUGAAUGAAGAAAAAUACAAAGUGCCUUAUGGCAUUGAUGUUCUGAGGGAUGAUUCUGGUUGUGUGUCUCGUCCACUGGCAGCAUCAACCCCAUUGAGCAAAGUGUCUUCAGAGCAGGAGCAGGAAGUGGGAGAAAGAGAGAGAGAAAGAACAUAUUGGGAGGAACAUGAACAAAAGGAGAAAGAACAUCUCCUACAACUUCAUGCAUAUGAGGAAAGAAUUAGAAAGGCUCAAGAAAAGAUAGAUGCAAGUGCAGAACGCAUCUCACAGAGAUGGUCAGAGACAGAAAGUAUAAUAAAAGAGAUGAAAAAGCAAGUAGAUAAGAAAUUGGAAGCUUUGGAAUCAGAAGACGACAGUAAAAAAGGGAGCAGCCCAGGCAGGGAAACACUGACAAAUUGUGUGGGAAGACAUGCAGCAUCGGUCCAACGCAGCUUAAGCCGGGACGACUACGAAUCGGACUGUGAGAGAGAACAGGAAGUCCUGGAUACAGAGGAACCAGAGGAGGAGGAAGAAGACUCAGACUCAGACGACCCUGUGAGUAAACAUUAUGAUGUGAACAUUGCAUUGUUGUCUGAACCUCCUACUCCUAGACACCUGAAACUACGAAGCAGAACUGUUUCCUUCCGGUGUGGGAGAAAAAGGACUCCAUCUAAUCCCAAAGGAAAGACAGAGACUGCAGCUCCACAAUAUCCUCUGCUGGCCAAGGGGCCCUGUAAUCAAGAAAGGUAUGGGAGGCUCUGAGAAAAGCCUACCCCUCGAGAAGGGAUCCAUCCAAACUGGAGAAGCAGACCCUGGGACAAGAUGAGAAUCCUCUGCAGUUCCUACAGAACUAUCAGAGAACCUGGAAGCUACAGACAGGAGCAGAAUGGAACAGUAAUGAGUCAUCAAAAGCAUUGUUUCUGCUUUAUGUCAAAAAUGCCACGCCUAAACCUGUACAAGAGAAAUUGAAUGGGGUGGUGGGUUUGUUGAAGAUGGACUGGCCGGUGUUCUCUGAACAUAUUGUGCAUUUUGUUGAAGUUUAUAGAAACGAACAGAAGGCUGCAGAAGAACAAAGCAAACAGCUAGCAAAUAAGCUAACACAGCUGCAGAUAGGAGAACUGACAAGCAGAAGAAAGACAAAGAAAAAGCUCAACAUCAAGCAGCAGUGACAGUUGUAGCACCUGAAGUAAAGGCAGAAGGAGCCAAGCCUGAGUCAACAACCGCAGCAGUAAUCCAAGCUCCAGUGUAUGCUGCUGGUAUGCAACAACCCCAGGUGCAACAGCCUCAACAUUCUACUAACCUUCCUUCUUAUACUCCUGUACAGCAGCCUGUUCAGUCUGUCCAGACUCAACCUUCACAGGCCCCACCCAUUCAUGUGCACCUCAACCAAGGAGGACCGGCAGGGUACUCCACACAGGGAAGAGGAAGACCCAAUUUCCGUGGGGGACCCAUGCAGCGAGGAAGGUGGAGAAGACCGUAUCCACUACAGCGUCCAUAUCAACCUCAGCAGCAGCCACAGGUUGGUGUCACUGCCACAUCAGGUCAGCAACAACUGCAAUGCUGGGGAUGUGGGGGAAAUGGACACAUGCAGAGAAACUGUCCCAGCAACGCCAACAUCUCCAAUCCAUGGAUGGGACCAGCAGCAAACUGGCAAUAGGGAGGCCCAGAGGAACCACAAGGGGAGGUAAUCGCACCAGUACUAACACAACAUCCACAAAGUGAACCCAAAAUAAAAGUUGCCAUACAUGACCGUCAAUAUGUCUUCAUGGUGGACACAGGAGCAACUUACUCAUGUAUUGGCAGGGGAGGGGCAGGUCUGCCCCUAUCCUCAUCAAAAAUUCGAACAAUAGGUUUCUCUGGGAAAGAACAAAUUACUCCCCUAACCGAGCCAGUGCCAAUGCAGAUUGGAAAUAAAAUAGUAUGUGCACCUCUACUAUAUUCCACAGACACUCCCAUAAAUCUGCUAGGAAGAGAUGUACUGUGCAAACUCAAUGCAAAAAUAAUGUGUUCACCUGAUGGAGUGUACUUUGAGGUGUCAGAUGAUGAUGCUACUGAUGAUGCUACAAAUGCAACACCUAUCAUGCCCCUACUAACUGCAUCAGACUCUCAACAGAAUGAGCAAAUGAAGGAUGCACGUGUGUACUGGACCAGACUCACCACACCAGUCUCUCACCUCACUCAGUCUUGGGAAACCUGGAAGCCACUGGUAAUGCAUCAAUACAAUGCAGCUCGAGAACCAGCGCUGCCUCUACAUUGCACCAUGCUAUACGACGAACAUCAAAGCUAUGGUGACUACGAUGACUGCUGGGAUGAGGUAAUCAAUAACACUACCACUAUUCUACAAUAUCAAGACAUCAUUGUGGGACCUCAAGGCACUGCAGCGAAAGUAAGACUUACAGAAGAAAUGAGUGACUGGUUUCAAGUGCCUGAAUCGGUACCACACAUUACUUUGCUUAUUGCAGAAGGACAUGAAUCACAUGAUUUAGGACCAAUGAUGCGCCAAAGCCAACAAAUAAAAAACUGGAUUCCAACAGACUGUAAAUUUCUCAGUGUAUCUCCUGACGGGCUCUAUUUGAAAAUUCAAUGUACCGAUGCAGAUGAGGCUAUAGCUGAAAAAGUAAUGUUACCAAAAGAAGCAAGAAAGCAGAUGGUCAUUUCAGAAGAACAUGUACCUUUGUUAGAACAAGUUCCAUCGCAUGUCUGGUCAGAACAUAAAACUGAUGUAGGUCUAGUCAAAUCAGCUGAACCAUUGCAGUUUCAAAUUAAAGAAGGAACCAGACUGCCUUACCAGAAACAAUAUCCACUGAAAUAUGAUGCCACAGAGGGUAUUAGACCCAUAAUAGCUGGAUUACUAGAAGCAGGAGUCCUAGUUAAAGUUAGGAGCCCCUGCAACACACCUAUUUUCCCAAUCCGAAAACCAGGAAGUAAUGAUUAUAGACUGGUGCAUGACCUCAGAGCUAUUAAUGCCAUCAUCACAGAAGAAAACCAAAUAGUUCCUGACCCUCACACUCUAUUGUCCAAUAUACCGCCAAACACCAAGUGGUACACAGUCAUAGAUCUGUGUUCUGCUUUUUUCAGUGUACCCGUUCAUCAAUCAUCGCAAUAUCUGUUUGCUUUUACCUAUAAAGGAGAGCAAUACACAUACACACGGUUGCCACAGGGUUUUGUUCAUUCUCCAUCCAUAUUCAAUCGAGUACUGGCCAAUGACCUAAGCCAUGUAGACAUGCAGUCAACUACAUUAAUGUAUGUGGAUGACAUCUUGAUCUGCUCAGAAACAAAAGAACAGUGUGAAAAAGACUCCGUCACUCUCCUCAAAGCCUUAGCAGAAGGAGGUCACAAGGUCAGCAAAAAGAAAUUGCAGUUCUGCCAGAAGUCUGUAGAGUACUUAGGCAGACAAUUGAGUGGAGAUAAACGAUGCAUAGCUCCAUCUCAAAUAGAGGCCAUACUUAAAACUCCAAAACCUCAGACAGUAGGCCAAAUGCUGACUUUUCUAGGGAUAACAGGCUACAGCAGGCCAUGGAUAUGUGAUUAUGCUAUUAAAGCGGCUCCAUUAAGAGCACUCAUCCGCGCAGCAGGACAAGCUAAUCAGUCAACAAAACUCCAGUGGACCACAGAGGCAGAAGGUGCAUUCCAAUCCUUAAAGCAUGAUAUGCAGACAGCUCCGGCUUUGGCUAAUCCAGACUACAGUAAAUUGUUUCAUCUUUAUGUAGCAGAGCGUCAAGGUUAUGCUUGUGCUGUACUAAUGCAAGAUUCUUCUACAGGAAAGCAACCUAUUGCUUAUUACAACACUAAGCAAGAUGCAGUAGAAGAAGGCCUGCCUCCUUGUUAUCAAGGUCUGGCCGCAGCAGCCUUUGCUUACAAAAAAGCUCAGGUCAUAACUAUGGGUCACCCUGUAACACUGUACACAUCACAUCAACUGCAUGCCUUAUUGACAGGACCACGCUUUGUUAUAACACAAGCCAGACGCACUGGCUAUGAGGUUUUGCUUUCAGGAUCUGAACUAACCAUUCAAAGAUGUACAACUGUCAAUCCAGCCACUAGAAUGGUCCUUCCAACUGAAGGAACCCCACAUGACUGUUUACAAGAAUCAGAAGCCUUUAUGAAAGUACGCGACAAUCUUUACAAUCAGCCCAUUCCAUCAGAUCUCAUUUUGUUUGUGGAUGGAUCUUGUAUUCGUGACGUGACCGGCAUCAAAGCAGGUUAUGGUGUAGUUCAGUUAAAUCCAGAUAACACCUUUGAAACAUUAUUGAUGGUAGCUGUAGAACAACCAUGCUCCGCCCAAUUAGCAGAAAUCAAGGCUUUAACUACAGCAUGUCGUUUAGCGGCUGGUAAGCGUGCGACCAUUUACACAGACAGUGCCUAUGCAUAUGGAGUUUGUCACAUCAAUGCUAGCAUUUGGAAACAGAGAGGUUUUGUUCGUGCUGAUGGAACUCCAGUGCUUCAUGGCCAGGCUGUGGCAGACUUGAUUAUGGCCAUGCAGCUACCGUCAGAGUUAGCCAUAGUUAAGUGUGCAGCCCAUCAAAAUAGCACAUCAUUGGUCGCCCAGGGCAACAACUUGGCAGAUGAAGCCGCAAAACAGGCCACAGGACAAACUAUACAGGGCCCAUUGUUGACUGCACAGGAUUGUGAUCCUAUAACUAACCUUCAAUCUUUAAUUGAUGCCCAAACAGCAGCUCCUGAGGCAGAAAAACGCUUAUGGUUGCAAAGGGGGGCCAUUCGGACGGCUGCCCCACAUGAGGGUUUGUGGAGAAGUGCUCAUGGUCAUUUUGUUAUGCCAUUGUCACUAUUGAACGUAGCUAUUAAGAUCAUGCAUGAGCCAGAUCACUGUUCUAGAGUUCAGGUGUUGCAGAAACUACAGGCUGUAUGGUGGUCACCUUAUAUGGCAGCGGCAGUUGACAGGGAACUCUCACUGUGUCCUCAUUGUUCAAAAUACAAUGUUAGAAAGAUGUUCACACACCCAAUUGCUCAUAUUCCUGUCCCUGAGGGACCCUUUAAACAUCUUAUGAUGGAUUUCAUUGACAUGAUUCAUCGUGUACGGAGACAAAGGUACAUUUUGGUUGUUGUGUAUAGAUUCAGUCGUUGGGUGGAGGCCUGUGCCUCCACAACAUGUGACAGUAAAGUGGUAGCUACGUUUCUUUGUACUGAGGUAUUUCCUAGGUUUGGUCUGCCUGACACUAUUUCAUCAGAUAGUCGUCCUCAUUUUGUUUCCAGAGUGGUAAAAGAAACAUUUAAACUACUCCAUAUUAAGCAGAAAUUUGGCUGUGUUUACCAUCCUCAGUCACAGGGCUCCGUUGAGCGCGCCAACGGAAUCCUGAAGACAAAAAUAGCCAAAAUCAUAGCUGACAGUGAUGGCAGGUUAACCUGGGUUGAUGCUCUGCCUAUUGCCUUAAUGGCAAUGCGUUCACAAACUAACAGACUAACCCAUUUAACCCCGCAUGAAAUGCUUACAGGACGUCCUAUGCCUGUGCCACAGCACAGGGGCCCGGUGGAAGGCCCCUCACUACCUCAACUGCAGCAGGAGUUGGGUAAUUAUUUGAGAUCUUUAACUAAGAUCCACAGACUUAUCUUCCAACAGGUGAAGGAGGCUAACAACAAGGACGAGACUCAGAUCCCGCUCGACAAGCGUGACAUCCAGGUGGGCGACCAGGUGUUCAUAAGAGUGUUCAGACGGCACUGGAACGAGCCACGUAGAGACGGACCGUUCACAGUUGUUCUUGCCACUCCGACUGCUCUAAAAGUCGAAGGUAAGCCCUACUGGUUCCAUCGUAAUCACUGCGCUCCCCAUCGUCCGCUUGAGCCACCUGGUCAUCACCCUGACCAGCUUGCUCUAACUACGCCACCGUUGCAUGCUGAAGGGGCAGCACACAGCGCCCCCAGCCGCUCACGUUCUUGCUCACCUGCAGUGAGUGGUGCGCCCUCCUCGCCACAAGGGCAGCGAAGGUCUGCACGACUGCUGGCACGCUGUCCCCAAAAAGGGUAUAAACACCCCACUCGCAUUGGUUAUGUCUCCCCAACCACUACAGACACUGAUGGUGCAGUUGUUUCUCCAGCUUCUCCAGAGACUGACAGUCCUGCUGUGGACUCCCCAUUCUCCUCUCAAAGCAGCUCUGAUGGAGCGGGAUUCCCUCCUUCCUUCCCUCGAGCGGGCCCCAGUGGACAGCUGCCCUCCGGGGCUGCCCCCUCCGUGCCUGACUCUUCCCCUUCUUCGCUUGCAUUCUGUGCUAACUACUCUCAUCUGAGGGUCAGCGUGUCUGGCUGGACUCAGACUCUGACUAAUCUCUUUUUCCUCUGGGUGCUAACCCUUGGUGGGUUCGCAAGGGGGGAGCUACUGUUGACUGUCCCUGAGGACAGUGGACACUCAUCAAACUCACUACAAACAUGUGCUAUGGCAAUGACUACUCUAGUGACUAACUCAAAGGGUGUAGAAUGGAAUGAUCAAAGGUUAAUUGUGAAUUAUGUGAAGAUUAAUGCUUAUGACCAUGCUUUAAUAACUGUUUUUGUUGAUUCUGAACCAGUAAGUGAGCACUGGAUAGGUUACCCAAGAGCUAAAGAAUGCCAUGGAGAGGGGAUGGUGACUAUAAUGGUAAGGUGUACAUAUACCACAUGUCACAGACCAGGACAAAAGAUGCCACUAGAAGAGGCCAAAAGAAAAGUGCAAUUGAAUGAUGGUAACCGUCACAAGAGAGAUUUGGAAAAACUAAAAACUGCUAAAUGGGACACAAAUAUGUUUGCGCAGUGGUUGAAAUUUUCAGCACAAACAAUGUAUAUAGCUAAAGGAUUAACACGACAGAACUGUAUAGUCUGUUACAAUGCCAGAAGGAUCCCUCAAUUCAAAAUAUUGCCAGGGAGCAAAAUAGGUGAUUGUUUGGAUCCAGACAGGUGUUUUGCUAAUUGCGCUAUGCACAUGGCAAGUGAGUACAACUGGCGUUGGUCUGGAGAUCAUAGUAUCUGCCCACAAUACAUUACAAAUAAUGAAUAUGAUGUAUCAAGUGUAUUGCCUCCAGUGGUGCAACAGUUUGAUGAUAUGGUUUUUCCAUUCUGUAUAGCGAAAGGGGCAGAGUUGGAGGCCGUCACAAAAAGAACAACAACCAGCAUGUGGGACUCGGCAGGGUUGGUGCAGUGCUACAGCCACUCCUACAGCAUUUCCACAACGUAUGGUUCAGCGGCUGCAGCAGUUAAAAUAUGUAAGUCAGGAACCAAUUCCCGCUUAAGGUGUGCUCAGGUCGUACCAAAUGGGGAAUGUAUAAUUUAUCAACUGAAUAGAACUUUUGUGCAGGAAUACUGUAUACCUAAAUUGGAUGGCACUGUCCCACUAGGUGAUAUCUAUUGGACAUGUAAUCAGAAUGAUACAUUGUUAACACAAUUGCCAUCGGGAUGGGAAGGAAUAUGUGCACCCCUAAUGCUUACGGGACAGUUGUCAAUAAUAGCCCAGAGGCCUAACCGUUUACAGGAAGCAGAACCCCUCCCUACACCAAGAAGCACCAAAAGACCAGGAAGAAGUAGGUCUCAAAUGCAAAAUAGGAAUAGAACAGGAAGCAGAAAUAGCACACCAGAGCCAAACAAAAGAAACACAAAAAGGAGAACCACGAGAAGUAUUAAAUUGGAUGGAUGGGAUUGGAGAAAUUCGGGAGAGGUAUACAUUAGUUGGGACCAAGUUCCAUAUGGGGUACCAUAUGAGCAUGCAGCAGUGCACCCGGGAUGGAUAGAAUCAGGACGAGUUGCAGGAUCAGUUCCUAUGUAUGGACAGGCAGUUAAUGCCCAAUAUGUAGCUAGAAAUAGCCGGUGGAUAAAUCUUCUUUGGUAUAAUCAACAGAGGUUUAUUAAUUAUACUAUAAAGGGUCUGUCCUUAGUACGAGAACAAUUGCAUGCUACAUCAAAAAUGGCUCUUCAAAACAGGUUUGUCUUAGAGUCUUUAAUGGCACCACACCAAGGAGUUUGUGAGGAAAUAGGAGAAGAGUGCUGCACUGAAAUACCGCUGCAUACAGCAGCUGAUGGUAACACGAGUUCUGAAUGAAAUGCGUAGAAUGAGAGACGAGCAUGUUCUAAAUUCUAAUUGGAAUACUCAGGUGAAGAGUUUUUGGGACUGGUUGUCCAAAGGGGGGUGGCUUAGCACUCUAAAAAUGAUUGGAAUAGUAAUUGGAGUGUUUUGCCUGAUCGUGGUAAUUUUGAUUUGUUGCAUUGUACCAAUACUACGCCUCAUGGUGUCUACGGUGUUUAAAAAGAUCUCAGGACAAUUCCCAUUAGUGCAGGUGCAGUAUACAGAACAAGAUAACACAAUAUCAGCAUAUGAUGCUGAAACAACAUGUGACGAUGACCACGAAGCUGACAUGGUAUCUAGGGUGGAGUAUGAAGACAUGUCGCUGUAUGAGGAAAUGGGAAUUCCACCACCAGAGGUGUUGCCCAACCUACUGUAAAUGGAGGAAGCCCAUUACUCCGGCUGGCAGAAGCCUCCAGCAUCAGCCUAUUGGGCCGGGCCAGCCCUUAGGGAGCCAGAAGCAGCAUGGAUGCCAGGCAUGGUGCCCCCUGCCCCUGUCCUCUUUCGUCCUUAUCUUUCCCCAGGUCGAGCUCAGGGUGGCAGUUCGACGGCGAGAGCAGAGGAGCCACAGGCCUCGGGGAGCUCUCGGAUCCUUCACACCCUGCUCACAGCGCCCAGACCAGAGAUACGACCUGCAGAGCCAGGGCCGAGUGGAGAAGUGUACAGAGCAGAGGCGAGGCAUGCGGGACCUACGACUCCGGAUGAUCCAAGGGCGAGAUCACCUGUGCCUUCCCCAGAUUCAGAGGAAGAGGAGUAUGUGCCAACAUCACCAGGACGAGGGUGGCCCAAUGAAGUGGCUCCAUCUACCAGGCGACAGGUUAAGAGGCGGGCUCUGCCGCCACCAGCUGUCACCUACAGUGCCUCAGACAGAGCUCACCUGUUUGAGUGCCUACGACGUCCCAUUGAGCAUUUUACUUACAACGAACUCUGCGAGGAGGUCGCAAACAUGACCAGAGAUGUUUUUAGUAUCCUGCAAAGAGGUUUGACACCUAAGGCUAAACGCCAAUUCUCUGUUAUCAGGAAGCGCGAGAGUAGUCGCCUUUACAGAAGCCUGCAACAGAUUGAUCGACUGACACUGGAUCGUUUGCACCGUCGAAACGCUGAACUGGAGGCUCAGGUUGAUGAUCAGCAACACCAAAUUGUCACAUUGCAGCGCACACUAGACGACACCGUGCACAAAUACAAUGCACUGAACCAGUUCUGCAACUCGCGUUUGCAGAGUCAAUCAAAAACAAUUGCAGCUAUGGAAGAAAUGAUAGGAAAUCAAUCUGGGAAGCUGUUGCCAAUGCUGGUGGAAGGAAGGGUGCUACAGCUGAGAGCGGUCUCUCAGGCUCAGCAACCCCCAAAUGCUCAAGGUCCCCCUCCUCAGUCUAGACACCCAUGAAACUAUUGUCAACAAAAUAAGAGAUUAAUGUAUACUGAAGAUUCUGUAAUGAUGCUUGUAUAUUGCUCAGUUGUCGACAUAUUGCCAUGUUAGAAUACAAAACACAAAGCCUGUGUUAAUGAUUGGGGAUGAUUGAAGAGGAGAAAUAUUACUUUAUAAAGUACACUAUGCAUUAAGUUGUACACUGUGGACAUAGGUCCCAUGAUGUAGUCCGGCCAUAAGGUCUGUGCAUGACUUGGUUAGGGGAUUUGCGAUUUUUCUCAAAUAGCUGGAUGAGUUCAAUUUUAUGUCUGUAGCGGGACAUGGCGAAUGGCCACCCCAUAACAGGGCAGAAAAAACCUACUAUAAAAAUACAGAAAGGGGUGACCUCAUAAGUGUACCAGGGACUGGUGUGGCAGGCUUGUCUCUUGAACGUAUUGCAUGUAUGUUGCAUGUGUGAUUAUAUGGUUAUGCAUUACAUGACUGACAUAAUCACUGAUAGUUUUAAGACUAAUAUAAGACAAGUAUAACCAUCACUGAUUUUGUUCACAUGAAUGUUUGAUGUAUUUUUUUUUUGUAAGGAGGUUUAAAUUAGGCUUUAGCAGAUAAAUUCUAUAUGCCUAUGUUUGUGUCACUGACAUUUUAGACAUAAAUGAUAAUCUUACCCCAUGUAAACGAAACAUUUAGAAUUAAAUAGUGACACCUACUCAUGGCAGUACUCACUAAUGUAGAGUUAGUUUAUGUUUUGUGUUUUAUUCACAGAUAAUUGGACUUCCAUCUGCUACAAAUUUUCUCCUGUCUGGCCAAUCAGCAUGUCACAAAGAGAUAGACACCGUCUAAUAUCCCAUGACCGUCGCAUUCUUCGUUCAGUAUUUCGCCUUAAUCCUGAUCACCCAACACCCAUUUAUCUUCUCCGUGUUGUUUGUCAGCACGUGAUGGUGAUUGAUUCCUGUGUUUCUCGUCAUGGUUAUUGGGGCGCUUACAGUGAACAUUAUUCCAUACAUAUAGGAUUGCUUUGUGUUGCUAAAUUCUGGGAAGGAACAGGUUGCUCAUGCAACAUAAAAACCCACUUUCCAUGUAUAGCCAAACAUUGCACAGAAACUAUAUCACUCCAGGCUCAUACCUUCCCUCCACCACACACCUACACCUUGUUUUCGUCAGACAUUCAAUUUGAUCUGCCUAACCUCCACACUUACUAGAUGUGUUUGCACUAUAUUCAUUCACUACUACUGACAUAGUUAGUCACUGGAGCACUAUAUACGUAUUACAUUUUAUUCACUGGAUUUUAAUUUGAUGUGUUGUUUUAGUUUGAUUAGCAUUUAGUUAUCACAGUAUAGGGGUAAUGACAAUGUGCACUCAAAUGUGAUGAUAUAACAGAGUUAUGGUGUAGCAUUUGGGUUGUAUAGGCAUUUUCUCUGCUAUACUGUGCAAUUCACAUGAUUAUUGUGUGCUACAUAUACUCAUUUGACAGUUACACCACGUAUAGUUAGCUUGUGUUUUUUGUUUUGCUUCACGUGUCGCAUGACGAGGCACUUUACCUCUCGACACCAUUGAAAGUACAGUCUCAUAAAACACUUGAUGCCAAGAGUAAUCAUGUCUGAGAGGAUGUUUCCCUGGUCAUGUCUCACGUGUUGCUAGGAAGCCGGACAAAGACGAUCACUGAAUCCUCAGGAUGGGAUAGUCCCGGGGGGAUUCUGACAGAGCAAGUAUUUAGGAUCUAGUAUCUUUACUCUGUUGCCCAGUUGCUCCGGUAACUGAGCCUCUGUCAAUCAAGUGACCCUCAUUGUCUGGGAUAGGUAAGGUAUGUCCCCGAGAAUGUGAUUACAGCUUGUUAAUAUAUGUGGCUCUCUUAAGAGCCACAAGGGGGGACUGUUGUGGAAAAAUUAAUCCACUGCUGUAAUAAAUCUAUGUCUGUGUGUGUAUCUGAGUGCAGGCCCUUUGCCCUCUGACUGAAAUGGUUUACAGAUAGCCUGUAGGUUGUUUCCUCUAGGAUAACUAGGAUCUAGGAUCAACAAAAUCAUUGUUUGGAGAUAAGGGUGCAGGUGUUCGUGUGAGAAAAUUUGGGGGAGGCUGCCUCCCAUGGGGAAAAGUGCCGGCCGCCCACGAGUUUCCAAUUAAAAUUAUUAGGGAGUAAAGAUUCGCUCUUUCCUUAAAUUAUGCAAUACUGGCAGCUGGCAGUGGCAAAAAGAGGGAUGGGUUAAGGGCGUGAACUGACCUCUGCUCAGAGGGUUUAAAGGGUUCAGUUGUCAGACAGUAAGUUCAGAGGGCUUCCGGAACCUCUCUCAGUGUUUUGACCUGUAUUAAACAGAAUAAACACUUUACUUCUUGGCAUCUGAA
This is a messenger RNA of Acanthochromis polyacanthus (spiny chromis), 12048 nucleotides long. RefSeq lists its product as uncharacterized. The record is from RefSeq and is a predicted model, not a curated record. NCBI's taxonomy places the organism in Eukaryota, Metazoa, Chordata, Actinopteri, Pomacentridae. The transcript has 2 exons. Bases 71 to 1075 code for a protein of 334 amino acids.